Molecule: messenger RNA, 2846 nt
Organism: Amphiprion ocellaris (clown anemonefish)
Lineage: Eukaryota; Metazoa; Chordata; Actinopteri; Pomacentridae
Gene: klhl18
Product: kelch-like family member 18
Exons: 10
Coding region: 32-1756 (574 amino acids)
Molecular function (GO): protein binding
Source: RefSeq, a predicted model, not a curated record
CAGUCCGCGCCGCGCCGCCGCUGCUGGGACGAUGGGAGACGUUCUGUGCGAAGAGCUCGAGGAUUUAGUUCACUUCACGGUGACUGACCUGCCGGCACGAGGCUAUGUCGUCAUGGAGGAGAUCCGACGUCAGGGGAAACUCUGUGAUGUCACGCUCAAGGUCGGGGAUCAUAAGUUCAGCGCUCACCGGAUCGUCCUGGCGGCUUCCAUCCCGUACUUCCAUGCCAUGUUCACCAACGACAUGGUGGAGUGUAAACAGGACGAGAUCCUGAUGCAGGGAAUGGACCCCAGCGCUCUGGAGGCUCUCAUUAACUUUGCGUACAGUGGCCACGUCGCCAUUGACCAGCAGAACGUCCAGUCUCUCCUGAUUGGCUCCAGCUUCCUGCAGCUGCAGAACGUUAAAGACGCCUGCUGCUCCUUCCUGCAGGAGAGGUUGCACCCUAAGAACUGUCUGGGAGUGCGUCAGUUCGCUGAGACCAUGAUGUGCACGACGCUGUACGACUCGGCCAGCAGCUUCCUGCACCAGCACUUCGUAGACGUCUCGCUGUCUGAGGAGUUCCUGGGUCUCAGGACCGAGGAGCUGCUGGAGCUGGUGGGCUGCGACGAGCUCAACGUGAAGGCCGAGGAGCAGGUGUUUGAGGCAGUGCUGGCCUGGGUCCAUCAUGACCGGGACCGGAGGGAGACGCUGCUUCCGGAGCUGCUGUCAAAGAUCCGGCUUCCUCUGUGUCGACCUCAGUUCUUGUCAGACCGAGUGCAGCAGGACGACCUGGUUCGCUGCUGCCACAAGUGCAGAGAUCUGGUGGACGAAGCCAAAGAUUUCCACCUGAUGCCAGACCGCCGACCUCACCUGCCCGCCUUCAAAAUCCGACAGAGGUGCUGCACGUCCAUCACAGGACUCAUAUACGCCGUGGGAGGACUCAACAGCUCAGGUGACUCUCUUAAUGUGGUCGAGGUGUUCGAUCCAAUCGGUAACUUCUGGGAGCGCUGUCAGCCAAUGAGGAUGACUCGCAGUAGAGUGGGCGUGGCUGUCGUCAACGGGCUGCUGUACGCCAUUGGUGGUUACGACGGCCAAUCACGGCUCAGCACGGUGGAGGUUUACAACCCAGAGACAGACAGCUGGACGCGAGUGUCGAGCAUGAACAGCCAGCGCAGCGCCAUGGGAACCGUGGUGAUUGACGGACGCAUCUACGUGUGUGGCGGCUACGACGGGAAGUCGUCUCUGAACUCAGUGGAGUGUUACGCACCUGAGACUGACAGGUGGACGGUCGUGGCCGAGAUGAGCGCCAGCCGCAGCGCCGCCGGAGUGACGGUGUUUGACGGGAGGAUCUUCGUGUCCGGAGGCCACGACGGUCUGCAGAUCUUCAACACGGUGGAGUACUACAACCACCACACCAACCGCUGGCACCCGGCGGCGCCGAUGCUCAACAAGCGCUGUCGUCACGGCGCAGCGUCGCUGGGCAGCCACAUGUACGUGGCGGGGGGCUACGACGGCUCAGGGUUCCUGAGCGGCGCCGAGGUGUUUAGCUCCGCCUCCGGCCAGUGGAGCCUCCUAGUGGCCAUGAACACGCGGCGCAGUCGGGUGUCGCUGGUGUCCACGUCGGGGCGUCUGUACGCAGUGGGCGGCUACGACGGACAGUCCAACCUCAGCUCGGUGGAGAUGUACAACCCCGACACCAACCGCUGGACCUUCAUGGCCCCCAUGGUCUGCCACGAGGGCGGCGUGGGCGUUGGCUGCAUCCCGCUGCAGCCCGCCUAAACUGGCCAAUCACGGCCGAGGAUCAACGCCUUACUGACACCAGUGGGCAGGGGGCAGCGCCCCCCACGGCAUCCACUGAGCUUUAUCGGUACGACGGCCGGGCUUGGACCUGCACACUGACACUGGGCUGCGGGAUGCUGGGAAACUGUAGGCCGGCCCACCCAGGCUAGCUGUUAGCAUUGUGCUGUUAGUGGUGGACUGAUCCACGUCCAGGAUUUUCUACCUGAUCAAACCAACAAAGCUGCUGACUUAAAGACGAUGACCACUCUGAUCGGUUUUCUGGGACCGUUUUAUCGAUACGCAGCACUGCAGACACCCGAAGAAGACGUCACAGCUGAGAGCAGCGCAGCAGCGCCUCCUGCAGGCCGCAUAGCUUCGUACACCUGCUCAGUCAGAGUUGUCCUGUAGGAGGCGCUGCAGGAAGCUGCAUUCACCUGUGGAGUCCACAGUGUUCACCGUCGGAGUUCCACGUUUGGUUCAAGGUCCUUUUAAAACAUGAAGAAGAAGAAAGCUCCAGAUGAGAUGUUAGUUUUCAUGAACUCUUUAUGUGGCUCAGAUAAUAUUGAGACCGUUUCAAAGGGCAGCAAACAGAACAAAAAAAAAUGUUUUAACAGGAAAAAAAAACUGAACUGUUUAGAGAGAAUGGAGCAUUUUGGGAGGAAUGAACCUUUAAAACCUUUAAGUUCCUCACUUUAGAUCAUAUGGAUGGAUGGAUGGAUGGAUGGAUGGAUGGAUGAUGAUGGAUGAUGAUGAUGGAUGGAUGAUUCAAUUCAAUUUUAUUUAUAUAGCGCCGAUUACAGUCAAAUUGUCUCAAGACGCUUUACAGAACCCAUAUGCCUGAACCCCAGAGCAGCCCUAAGGAGACAGUGGCAAGGAAAACACCCUUUUAACAGGGAAAAAACCUUGAUCAGAACCUGGAUCUAAUGUGGGGGAACCAUCUGCCUGCUGGCCGGGCGGGUUGAGAGAUACAGUAGAGGUAGAGAGGUAGAGGUAGAGAUAGAGGGGUGGGGUGGGGGGCAAGGACCAUAAAACACACAAUUUGAUACAUGCAUGAUAAGACAAAUGAUACAUGCAAAGUACAACUAACAUG